GAGACUCAAUGAGAGAGAGAGAAUUGGAGAACUGGGGGCACCUGAAGUCUGGGGACUGUCACCAAAGGUUCCUGACCCCGAUUCCGAUGAGCAUACACCGGUAGAAGAUGAAGAGGCAAAAUCUAAGAGUAGUUCUUCAGAUUCCAGCUCAGAAGAGGAGAAGAAGAAGAAGAAGAAGAAAAGAAAGAAGAAAAAGCGGAAGGCAUCCAAAAGAAAACGCAGAAAACAUUCUGAGGACAGCGACAGUGAGUCAGAGUCUGAGCAGAACUCCACUGAUGAAGAUAAAAAGAAAAGCAAGAAGAAGAAGAAGAGGAACAGAAAGAAGAAGUACAAAAAGAAGAAAAAUAAGAAGAGCAGGAAGGAAUCCAGUGAUUCCAGUAGUGAAGAUUCUGAUGAUGAAACCUUUCAAGGGGAAGAUCUCUGGAUUGAGAGAUCAAAAAAUACAGAAGCUGAUAGCUUGAUUGGACCAGAAGCUCCCAAAACUCAUGCAUCUCAGGAUGAUAGGCCUUUGAACUAUGGACAUGCCCUCUUGCCUGGUGAAGGUGCAGCAAUGGCAGAGUAUGUAAAAGCAGGAAAACGUAUACCCCGGAGAGGUGAAAUUGGCUUGACCAGUGAAGAGAUCGCAUCGUUUGAGAGCUCUGGUUAUGUCAUGAGUGGCAGCAGACAUCGCCGAAUGGAAGCUGUGCGUCUGCGUAAAGAGAACCAGAUCUACAGCGCAGAUGAAAAGAGAGCUCUGGCAUCCUUCAACCAGGAGGAGAGGAGGAAACGCGAGAAUAAGAUCCUUGCAAGCUUUCGAGAGAUGGUCUACAGAAAGACUAAGGGCAAAGAGGAAAAAUAAUUCUUUAUUUGAACUGUACACCAUGGAUUUUGCCAAGCAGCAGUUAACCUGUUCCAGUCAUGAUUUGAAAAAAGCUGCAAGUGCUGCAGUGCCUUUCACCCAACAGGGUCAAGCCUCAGGAUUGGAUUACUUGUAUCAAGGAAACAGAGUUACUUUUGUCAGAUUUUCUUGGACGAUUUGUUCACCAUCUACAAGGAAUCCCUGUAAAGUGAAAGGCUCAAGGCAGGGAAGGCAGGAACAGGCAGGGAAGAUUAGAGGUGGCAAUGGUUCUGUGCUCGCUUUGAAUCAGACAAGCAGG
This is a messenger RNA of Cariama cristata (Red-legged seriema), 1136 nucleotides long. RefSeq names its product NFKB activating protein (gene NKAP). The transcript is spliced from 8 exons. The annotation marks the transcript as partial. Gene Ontology annotation, cellular component: nucleus. Gene Ontology annotation, biological process: regulation of gene expression. Lineage: Eukaryota; Metazoa; Chordata; Aves; Cariamiformes; Cariamidae. Gene Ontology annotation, molecular function: chromatin binding. The record is from RefSeq and is a predicted model, not a curated record.